This is a messenger RNA of Talaromyces stipitatus ATCC 10500, 1998 nucleotides long. Its product is annotated as C-5 cytosine methyltransferase DmtA. The transcript is spliced from 2 exons. The record is from RefSeq and is a predicted model, not a curated record. Bases 1 to 1836 code for a protein of 611 amino acids. NCBI's taxonomy places the organism in Eukaryota, Fungi, Ascomycota, Eurotiomycetes, Eurotiales, Trichocomaceae. Gene Ontology annotation, molecular function: methyltransferase activity. Gene Ontology annotation, cellular component: nucleus.
AUGGCAAAAGGUGGCCAACUUCGCGAGUAUCCAUCUUCAGCGCCCGUCAUCAACAUCUCGGCAACGCUGAAUCAGAACAUCGUCGUUCGGCAGGAAAGAACUCAACCGUGUUCAAGUAGCCAUGAGCGACCUGGGAAAAAUGCCGGCCAUAUUGAUCUGACCCUCAAUGACGAUGAUGGAUACUUAUCAUCUGACACUGAGCGCGGUUCAGUCGUCGACGUUACAGAACCAAGACAAUUUCAUGAGGACGAUUACCUCGAUGACGAUCAAUUAGAGAGUCUUCUACAGAGCUGGAAUGAAGACACGGGCAAGAAAGCAAAGCCGGCUACCCAGCAUCUUGCGACAAUCCCACUGCAAGAGUAUAACGGACUCGUUGCUGGGAUGGCGGUUGAGUUAUCUGGCGGUCAUAUCAUGAGGAUUAAGCAAAUAUUACGCUUGAUCACUGGAGACAUCUAUCUGCAAGGCUUAUACUUCAAAGAGCUAACGGAGUUGGACCGUCCUUUCCCCCAAAGACCAAAAGAACUGUGCUGGUUGAUAGAAGAGGAAGCAGAUGGGAACGUUCACCUUGAACGAGAAGUUCCAAUAUCUGACGUCUCAGGGGUGUGCAAAGUUGCCCUGACCAAUUAUACAUGGCGAACUUUCGUCCCCGCGGCCCAUGAUUCAUAUAUAUGCCGACUUGUUUGGCAGAAAACAUCUGAAAAAGGAGAAUGGAUCAUUCGGUACCUCACUUAUGAAGAAGCUGAUGACCGGACCAGGGCUUAUGCGAGUACUAUACGAAAGGAAUGGAGAGGAGAGACCACCCCAUACGGUGCUGAAACAGUAUCUACGUCUAAUCUUACGGCUGCUGAACGCAAAGAAGUAAGACGCUCGUUGAAAAAGCAGAGACAAUACUCUUUUGGAGAUGCUUUUUGUGGAGCCGGGGGAGUUUCUGUUGGCGCAUGGAAAGCUGGCCUGAGAGUAAAGUAUGGGAUCGACAUCGACAAAGCUGCUUGUAAGACAUGGGGAACCAACUUUGUCCAUUCAGAUUGCUAUCAUGCAGAUUUUUACAGUUGGAUUGCACUACAGGAUGAUGAAGUGCGGGUUGACAUCAGCCACAGCUCGCCGCCAUGUCAGCCCUUUAGCCCUGCGCACACACGGUCGUACAACCAGCAGAGAGAUGAAGAGAACUCAUCCCUCAUCUUCAGCGCGUUCAACAUGAUUCAAAAGGUCAAGCCGCGGAUCCAUACCAUCGAGGAGACGUUCGGAGUUCCCUCAAGGUACAAAGAGACAUUUCUGCGAAUGAUCCAAGAUUUUCUCGAACUUGGAUAUUCAAUACAUAGCAAAACUAUAGCGUGUGCUAAGUACGGAGUUCCUCAACUACGAAGACGACUUUUUAUCAUUGCAGCUGGCCCUGGUGAGAAGCUUCCUGCCUUCCCGGUCCCGACUCAUGGGCCAGGUUUACAACCAUACGUUACGAUAAAAGACGCCAUCAGAAAUAUACCCCGACGAGCUGACCAGCAUGAUCCAGAGAAUACUGUCUUUCAAGAUGGCCGGACCCGAGCGCCUUACGACGAGAACACUCUUGCUAAAACGAUAACUUGUGGCGGGGGUGAAGGGAACUACCAUCCCAGCGGACUCAGACCUUUUACGAUCCGUGAAUUGGCUUGUUUGCAAACAUUUCCUGUGCAGUAUCGAUUUCCAACGGCCUAUGCUAAGAAGCAAGUUGGAAACUCUGUCCCACCUCGUCUGGCGGAGGUAAUUUUUCGAACUGCUAUCAAGUCACUUCAGGAGACGGAUGAUAGGGAGUACAAUGAGGCCGUUGUUGUCGACCGACUUGGAAGACCAUGGCAAAUCUGACGCUGGAUGAGAGCCUGGUUAGCCGCAGUUGCGCCACGAUACUGCGGUACCGCAGCCAGUCAGACAACAGGGAUAUCGGCACAGUUGUCCGAGACCGCAAUGAAUCAGAUACAUUGCCUGACAACGAAGAAACCGAUCGGAAGGAGGUGCUUCACUUGGUCG